GGAGAUUUAUUAAAACCUGUUCACAGGAAACAGUUGAUCAGUUGCCCAUUGCAACCAAUCAGAUCGCUUCUUUCACUUUUUUUUUUUUUUUUUUAAAGGCCUCUGAGAAAUGAAAGAAGACAUCUGAUUGCUCUAGGCAUCAGCACCACUUCUACGUAGGUUUUGAUAAAACUCUCCAAGGAUAUUAGCCAGCUCUGUAUAACCAUCCUCAUGGCGGCGGUUGGCCUCACCAGCGACACUACUUAGAUAGGCGGAGCCACAAGCUGCUCUAGAGCGUCAUUGGCUGAAAGAGACGUUGCUCACUAGGACCACCCGGAAGUCCCGCCUCCUCACUUCCCCGCCCACACCAAACAUGGCGGGUGAGUCCGCGAUGGAGCUCUUGUUUUUAGACACUUUCAAGCACCAGAACACGGAGCAAGGCAGCAACGUAGAUGUGGUCCGGUUUCCAUGCGUUGUGUAUAUCAACGAAGUCCGAGUUAUCCCACCGGGGGUCAGAGCACACAACAACUUACCUGAUAGUCGAGCUUACGGUGAGACCUCGCCACAUACAUUUCAUCUGGACCUGUUCGUCAACAAUGUCAAUAAGCCAAGUGCCACUGUGUUUGACCGACUGGGGAGUUUGGAUUAUGAUGAGAAUAAUUCAAUCAUCUUCCGGCCAAAUGCAAAGGUUAACACAGAUGGGCUUGUGCUCAAGGGUUGGUACAAUUGCUUGACCCUUGCUGUGUACGGAUCAGUGGACAGAGUUAUUCUCAACCAUGAAAGAGAUUCUCCUCCACCCCCUCCUCCACCUCCACCGCCUCCUCAGCAGCUACAGAUAGGGCUGAAAAGGAACCCCAAGCAUGUUGAAGAAGACAAAGAAGACCAGUACAAUGGUAGUCCACCAAGACCGCAGCCAAGAGGGCCUAGAACUCCCCCUGGCCCUCCGCCUCCAGAUGAUGAUGACGAUGAUGAUGAGCCAAUGCCAGCUGCAGGAGGAGAAAAAGAGGAUGAUCGAGAACAAAGAGAAGGUUACUUUGAGCCCAUUUCUCCCGAUCGAGUAUCUAUUCACCCUGAUGGCACUUACUCUGAUGAAGAGGAAGGGGAUGACGAUCCUCAGGAUGAUGGAGAUGAAGAUGAUGAUGAUGAGGAGGAGGAUGAUGAUGAUGAUGAUGAAGAAGAUGACGACCUCAAUGCUGAGGAAGAGGAUGAGGAGGACGAUGUGCAAACAGGAGAAAGCAUUGCUGAUGAAGAUGAAGACGAAGAGGGUGACGAAGAAGAAAUAGAAGGGAAUGAGGUUUAUGAACUGAUUUCGAGUGAUGAAGAUGGGAUUGCUGACUUUGAACAAGAGGCAUUUAAAUAUCCAAGUUUUGACAUCGACUACACACCAGAGGAUUUGGCUUCUGUACCCACUAUGAAUUAUGAUCCUUAUGACCGAGACUUGGGCCCCCUUCUUUACUUUAGCUGUCCGUACAGAACUGCUUUUGAGAACGAAAUUAUUAAGCUACGGGACCAGGACCUUGAUAAGGAUAUUUCUGGGUCUAGUGAGUUGUCGGUGAAGCUAUUGGAACUUCUCGAUCUCUAUCAAGAUGACAGGGGUGCAAAGUGGGUCACAGCACUGGAAGAAGUACCUAGCUUAAUAGUUAAGGGAUUAAGUUUUCUCGAGCUAAAAGAGCCAAGUCGAGACCAUCUUAGCCAGUUGGUGGACUGGGCCAUGCAGGCAUUGGACUUACAGCUUGCUCUCCAGCAACCAAUUGCAUUGAAUGUCCGGCAGCUCAAAGCUGGUACUAAGCUGGUGUUGUCGCUUGCAGAAUGUGGAACUCGUGCAAUGGAAUCUCUGCUGAAGGCGGAUGUCAUCGGCAAGUUAUAUAAUCUAUUGUUUGCCGAGCAUGUUUCAUCAUCCCUCAAGCUAAACGCCUUUAAAUCGUUGGACGGCAUAAUCGGCACAACCGAGGGAAUGAAAGCCUUUCUGAAGAAUCCUUUAGAUUCACAAGGAAAAAGUGGUUAUCAGAGACUGCUGGAGCUGAUCUUGAUGGACCAGACUGUCAGGGUUUUCACAGCUUGCUCUGGUGUCCUCCAGAAGUGUCACUUUUAUGAAAUCCUUUCUAGUGUAAAGAGAAUAGCAGACCAGUUAGCAGACAACACUCCCACCCCACCUCCUGCUGACAACAGAGAUCCUGAUCAGGAAACUCCGGCAGCAGCCGAGAGACCAAGUCGAGACUAUGACAGCGAGGUGGAAGUUCCUAUGGAUAUGGAUCAAUUCUUGGAGUCUUCUAAUAUAAGUGAAGGAGACUUGGAAAAACUGCUUGGUCUUCUCAAUGAGAUUUUUCAUCUUUUAGAAACUGCUCCUCAUGCUAUGAUCCAGCCUCCUGUGAAGUCUUUCCCAACUUCUGCCAGAAUUACUGGCCCCCCAGAACGAGAUGACCCUUAUCCUGUUCUGUAUAGGUACCUCCACAAUCACCAGUUCCUGGAGUCUGCUACUUUGUUUCUGUCUUUACCCGGGACCUGUUCCCACCCUGGUAUUGUAAACACUAUUAGGGAGAUACUUCAGUUUCUGGCACAGUCUCAGAAUGGACUCCUGUUUCUAUUAUUUGAGAAUGAAGCAACUAAUCUGAUCGCCAGAGCUUUAUGCCAGGCUUCUGAACAAGAUCAAGAUGACAAUCUGCAGUCAGAGGGGAACAAUGAAGACUCUUGUGCCUUGUGGCUUUUACAUGCCACCCAGGCUCUGCAAUACAUCUCUGAACUAUUUCACCACUUCCAGCAUUGUGAAGCCACAGAAGAGGCCGACCACAUUAACCUGCUGGGCAUCCUGCACAACCUUUACCUGAUCACCUUCAGUCCCAUUGGCAGGUCUGCAGUGGCUCAUGUCUUCAGCCUAGACAAGAACCUGCAGUGCCUCAUCACUUUAAUGGAGAUCUGCUCCAAGGAAGCCCUUGGAGACACAAAAUCGAAGAUGUCGGUGGUUUAUAACUACGCUUGUCUGCUUUUGCUGCUGGUGGUGCAAACAUCCAAUGAUGUACAGACGCUGGAAACUCACUGUGCACCUAUACUGAAGCUCUGCAAAGGAGAUGAAAAUAAUCCCAAGCUACAAGAGCUUGCAAAGUGGCUGGAGCCAUUAAAAAGUAUUCGAUUUGAGAUCAGUUGUAUUCCUGGUCUGAUCGAUUAUAUCAAACAGAACCUGGACAAUCUGAUGGCUCCGGAAGGUGUGGGUCUGCUGACUGCUCUCAGGGUACUUUGUCAUGUGGCUUGUCCACCUGCUCCUGUUGAAGGCCAGCAGAAAGACUUGAAGUGGAAUCUCGCUGUUAUUCAGCUCUUCUCUGCUGAGGGACUUGACACCUUCAUACGAAUCCUGCAGAAAAUGAACAGCAUCCUCAUCCAGCCGUGGAGGCUGCACGUCAACCUCGGAACCACUCUGUAUAAAGCAGUAACAAUCUCCUCGGCUCGCUGCACUCUAUCAUUGCUCAAGACAAUGCUCACAGAGCUUUUAAGAGGCGGCAGCUUUGAGUUUAAGGAUAUGCGGGUGCCGUCCACUCUAGUGACGUUACACAUGCUCUUAUGUUCCAUACCUCUUACUGGAAGGCUGGAUGGAGAGGAGCAGAAGAUGCAGAGUGAUAUCAUAGACAUCUUACUGACAUUUACACAAGGAGUCAAUGAGCAGCUGACUAUCUCUGAGGAGACUCUGGCCAACAAUACCUGGUCAUUAAUGCUUAAAGAGGUGCUCACCUCUGUCCUUAAAGCACCCGAGGGCUUCUUCUCUGGGCUUAUCCUUCUGUCUGAGCUUCUUCCUUUCCCACUACCAAUGCAGACCACUCAGGCAAUUGAUCCACAGGACAUUGCGGUGGCGCUGAACACCAGGAAGCUGUGGAGCAUGCAUCUACACGUACAUUCCAGGCUCCUGCAGGAUAUAGUCAGGUCUUUUGCUGGUUCUUCGUGUCAACCUUUGCAGCAUAUGGUGAGACGCAUCUGUGUUCAGUUGUGUGACCUGGCCUCACCCACCGCCCUCUUAAUCAUGCGCACAGUCCUGGAUCUUAUUGUAGAAGACCUGCAGAGUUCCCCCGAAGACAAGGAGAAGCAGUGCACAGGUCAGACAGCUAGGCUUCUCGCUCUUCUCGACUCUUUGGCUGCCCACAGAGCCUGCAAAGUGGCUAUUCUACACCUUAUAAAUGGAGGGAAAGGUGACGAGCGAUAUGCUGAAUUCUUUCAAGAGCUUCUGAUGUUAAUAAAAUCUGCAGGUGACCAUGUCAUCCACCAGCAAUGUGCGGAGUAUGCUGCGUCCAUCGUGCAGUCCCUCUGUGACCAGGAUAUUGCUCUCAUCGUACCCACCUCAGGAGAUGCUCCAGCAUCAGAAGUAGAUCAGCUUUCCAACUCCUUACCGAGCAAAGAUCAUCUUCCUUCUAUCUGCGAAUGCCUAAUGGAAACCUUGGCUAACACUGACAGCAGCUACACAACACUCCUUACCUGUAUCAGGACUAUGAUGUUCCUUUCAGAGCAUGAUUUUGGGUUCUUUCACUUAAAGAGCUCCCUCAGGAAGCACAACAAUGCUCUCUUUCUGCUCCUGAAGCGAAUAGUUUCUGGGUUUGGAAAAGACACUGGGGAAUUGGCGUCAUCGUUCAUGGAUUUCAUGCGACAGAUACUAAAUUCUGAUCCAAUGACAUGUGGAGAUGACGGAGGAAUGAUGGAAGUGGACGGAGCUCCGCAGUCAAAGACUCUUGGCCUCAGCCCUGGAGAAAUGAAGCAGCUGCUGCUCAACAAGGAAGAUCCUGCACAGAAACUGCUGCUGGGCCUGGAGAAAAUCAUUCUGGAGCAGUCCAAAGAAGAUGAUAGUCUGGAGUCUUUAUUGGAGAACGUGGCUGGAUUCCGACAGAUACUUGAAGCUGCUAAGGAGCCCGUACCAUUGAGUGAGCACGAUGUGGAGCCCAUUUUACCAGCUGGAGACCCCCUGCAGAACCUUUUCAAUAACAGGACUGUGUACGUUCUUGCAGACGUGAUGGACGAGCAGCUGAAGUCUUUUUCGUUUUCCCCCUUCCAGCCUGAAGAAGCAGAUGUUGACCUAGACUUGGUCAAAGUUGACUUAAUCAACCUUUCGGCCAAAUGCUGCAGUGACUUUGACAUAAAAGGAGAGCUGGAAAGAUCCUUUUUGUUGGAGCCCUCAUCGCCGGGUCGGACGAAAGCAGCUAAAGGUUUCAAACUUGGAAAACACAAACAUGAGACGUUCAUUACUAGUGGAAAGUCAGAAUACAUUGAACCAGCCAAGAGAGCCCACUUUGUACCUCCCCCUCGUGGAAGGGGUAGAGGAGGAUUUGGACAGGGAAUGCGUCCCCACGAUCUCUUUCGGCAGAGGAAGCAGAACACGAGCCGACCUCCUUCCAUGCACGUGGAUGACUUUGUGGCUGCUGAACGUAAAGAAGUCGUCCCUCAAGUUGGAAUUCCUCAACCUAAGAGACCUCCAAAGGUUACCCAAAAAGUUUCAUCUCGUGGUGGGUUUCCAGGAAAUCGUGGUGGCCGAGGGGCAUUUCAUAGCCAGAGCAGAUUCUUCACUCCUCCUGCUCCUAAAGUUAACUACAGUCGUCGUGAAGGUAUUCGCAUACUAAACUGGACCGCUCAGGCCGCCCCACGAGGAGCGUAUGUGGAAAGCAGAGGAGCUCAAAGCAACUUUGAUAGGGGACCCCUGCCAUCCCUUAGGCAGAGUUCUGCAGGAUACCGUCCAAACCCUCGGGAACGAGCUGCCAGGGGCCGCGGUGGUGGUAUUGGACUAUCCUGGACUAAUAUUGCAGGUGGUGGAAAUGCUUCACGUGGAAAAUUCCUUGGAGGCAAUGGCAGCCGAGGACGUCAUGUACGUUCCUUCACCAGAUAGGAGGAACGCUGCUGGACAUGUUAUAUAUGUGAAUAUUUUGAGAGAUUGUUCUAAAGCAACAGAGCACUGAAGGACCAAUGGACAACGUGGUGCGAGACGGCUGCACCACCCAGUAUUGGGCCCGAUAGUAAAUGUAUUUUGAUACACAUGUUCCAAGUCAAAGUGCAAAACAUAUUAUUUUUAUGUACAGUAUAGUAAUUUUUCUGUGUUUGUCUUAUUUCUUUGGUUCAUUUUUUUUUUUUUAUAAUAAAAUCAUGAAAUAAUCAGGUGU
Hyla sarda is the source of this 6101-nucleotide messenger RNA. It is a transcript of the gene VIRMA, whose product is annotated as vir like m6A methyltransferase associated. The coding region runs from base 353 to 5830 and encodes 1825 amino acids. Gene Ontology annotation, cellular component: RNA N6-methyladenosine methyltransferase complex. Gene Ontology annotation, molecular function: RNA binding. Lineage: Eukaryota; Metazoa; Chordata; Amphibia; Anura; Hylidae. The transcript has 24 exons. The record is from RefSeq and is a predicted model, not a curated record.